Messenger RNA from Stegodyphus dumicola, 726 nucleotides. RefSeq lists its product as uncharacterized. NCBI's taxonomy places the organism in Eukaryota, Metazoa, Arthropoda, Arachnida, Araneae, Eresidae. The record is from RefSeq and is a predicted model, not a curated record.
AUGGGGAACCAGAUCUACACAGACGGUUCAAAGCAGGAGAAUGGUGUAGGCAGUGCUUUUGUGCACUAUGAGAAUGGCAAAACUGUACACGACUGGCAAGGACAACUUCGCACUCACAAUAGCAUCUUCCAGGCGGAAGUACUGGGAAUUACGGCAGCAGUGCAACAUCUCAUAGAUUGCCAGAUCCCACGAGCAAAUAUCUAUACCGAUAGCCUUUCAACUUUACUUGCACUUGAGAACCAUCAUCAUGUCUCACCUCUCAUACUCAGUCUCCAACAUCUCCUUAUGCAACACCCUCAUUACCAUUUCAAUCUAGUCUGGGUUAAAGCCCAUGCGAAUAAUGAGGGCAACGAGGCUGCUGACACGUUAGCCAAAGAUGCAAUCUCCAAUCCGACAGCCCAACCCAUUACCGUACCUGCGCCCUACUCUUAUCUAAAGGGCCUCCUACGAGAGCAAGGAAUGCACCAAUGGCAACUUGAGUGGACCGAAUGCGAGAAAGGCAGACGGACUUUCACCUACCUCCCGAAAGUUUCCGCCGAUCGACUCUUUGCCGUAGCACCUCUCACCUACUUCAUCACGGGUCACGGCCCGUUUCCCAGCUAUUACAAUCGCCACGGCAUCUCAAAUACAGAUAUCUGUGUCUGUGGAUCAGAAGGGUCACCAGACCAUUACGUAUUUGAAUGUCCUUUGACGGCUGCACUGCACACCAUCUUCCGCUACAAAUAA